AUGGGAGUCUGCUGUAGUUGUUUCAAGAGGUAUGAACAUGACCAGUCAUACCCACCUUUGUUGGCAGAAAAUGAACGGGAAGCCAUUUCAUCGUUGCUUCAGUAUUUGGAAAACCGGUCUGAAGUAGAUUUUUUUACCGAUGGACCGCUCAGAGCGUUGUCAACGUUAGUUUAUUCGGAAAAUAUUGAUCUACAAAGGAGCGCUGCUCUAGCUUUUGCAGAAGUUACUGAGAAAGAUGUCAGACCUGUAACAAGGGACGUCUUGGAGCCAAUUUUGAUCCUCUUGCAAAGCUCUGAUGCGGAGGUUCAAAGAGCAGCGUGUGCUGCGCUAGGCAACCUUGCCGUCAAUGAUUCUAAUAAGGUAUUGAUCGUAAACAUGGGUGGUUUAGAGCCCUUGAUUAGACAAAUGAUGUCUCCAAACAUCGAGGUUCAAUGCAAUGCAGUUGGUUGUAUCACCAAUCUGGCAACUCAAGAUCAAAAUAAAUCAAAGAUUGCUACCAGUGGUGCUCUCAUACCAUUGACUAAGCUGGCAAAGUCCAAGGACUUAAGAGUCCAAAGAAAUGCAACGGGUGCUUUGCUGAACAUGACUCAUUCUCUCGAGAACAGACAAGAACUCGUUAACGCGGGUAGUGUUCCAAUAUUAGUUCAGUUGCUAUCGUCAACGGAUCCCGAUGUCCAAUACUAUUGUACCACUGCAUUAUCCAACAUAGCUGUUGAUGAGGGUAACAGGAAAAAACUGGCAAGUACGGAGCCAAAACUUAUUUCUCAGUUAGUUCAAUUGAUGGACUCCACGUCACCAAGAGUUCAAUGCCAAGCUACUCUGGCCUUGCGAAAUCUUGCAUCGGACGCCAAUUACCAACUGGAGAUAGUACGAGCAGGAGGUCUACCAAACUUGGUGACAUUGUUGAAUUCCACUCAUCAACCGCUAGUUCUCGCUGCCGUGGCAUGUAUCAGAAAUAUUUCCAUUCAUCCGCUAAACGAAGCCUUGAUUAUCGAUGCUGGAUUCCUCAAGCCAUUAGUCUCCCUUCUGGACUACAAUGACAAUGUUGAGAUUCAAUGCCACGCGGUGUCCACCCUGAGAAAUUUGGCCGCUUCAUCAGAAAGGAAUAGAUUAGCAUUAUUAGAAUCUGGUGCUGUGGAAAAGUGCGAGAAGUUGGUGUUGAACUCUCCAAUAUCUGUGCAAAGUGAAAUUAGCGCAUGCUUUGCCAUUCUGGCACUAGCAGAUGAUUUGAAGAUGAAGCUCCUUGAUUCUAACAUCAUCGAAGUGUUACUGCCUUUGACGUCUUCCGAAAAUGGAGAAGUCUGUGGUAAUGCUGCAGCUGCGUUGGCAAACUUGUGCUCUAGAAUUCCUGACUAUACCAUAAUAUUGAAAAAUUAUGAACAAAUCUCAAAAUUUAUUGCCAAAUUCUUGAACUCACAAAACCCCACUUUUGAGCAUAUUGCCUUAUGGACGACAUUGCAACUCCUUGAGAGCGAGGACGAGACUAUCAAAGCUAAACUCAAGAAGCAGAUCAACAGUGGGGAGAUUAGCCUCAAUAAUUUAACCACGUCUACAUUGAACAACCAUAGUGACACGAGUAACAUAAUUAAUAACGAUGGAGAGGAAGGUGAGUUCAAUGAUGGUGAUGACAUUAUCAACCUGACCCAACAAAUCUUGGAGAUGAUCAAAUGA
This is a messenger RNA of Komagataella phaffii GS115, 1671 nucleotides long. Its product is annotated as Phosphorylated vacuolar membrane protein that interacts with Atg13p. NCBI's taxonomy places the organism in Eukaryota, Fungi, Ascomycota, Pichiomycetes, Pichiales, Pichiaceae. Bases 1 to 1671 code for a protein of 556 amino acids. Gene Ontology annotation, biological process: nucleus-vacuole junction assembly; vacuole inheritance. Gene Ontology annotation, cellular component: fungal-type vacuole membrane. Gene Ontology annotation, molecular function: protein binding; protein-membrane adaptor activity. The record is from RefSeq and is a predicted model, not a curated record. The transcript has a single exon.